This is a messenger RNA of Meleagris gallopavo (turkey), 3747 nucleotides long. The record is from RefSeq and is a predicted model, not a curated record. NCBI's taxonomy places the organism in Eukaryota, Metazoa, Chordata, Aves, Galliformes, Phasianidae.
ACGUCACCGCCACCAAACCCCACCCUCACCUCUCCUUACCAAUGCACCGAUUGCCACCGUAUCUUCCGCCGUGCCAAAGAAUUGGCCACUCACCGCCGGGCUCACACCGGCCUUUCCCCCUUCCAAUGUUCCCACUGUGGCAAAACCUUCACCUGGAGCUCCCAUUGGGAACGACACCGACGGACCCACACCGGCGAGCGACCUUACCGAUGCGCCGAAUGCGGCAAAAGCUUCGGUAGAAGCUCACACCUUUACCGGCAUCAACGAGGCCACGCCGGCGGUCGUUCCUACAUCUGUACCUAUUGUGGGAGAAGUUUCGGUAGCACCACGCAUUUCGAGAGGCAUCAAAAAACCCACGUCGGGAGGAGGCCCUAUAAAUGCACGAGGUGCCGGAAGAGUUUCGGCGACGCGCCGGCGUUGGUUCGGCAUCAACGGGGACAUUUGGUGGAAGGGUCGUCGUCGUCGUCGUCGUCGUCGUGGUGUGGUCGUGGGGUGGGGGGAAAAGGGAGGAGGUGUGGGGAUUGUGGGACGGUGUUCUCGUGGAGCUCCCACUGGGAGUGGCAUUGGUGCGGGGAUGGGGGUGGGGGCAACGGUGGAGGCUCCAUGGGCACUGGUGGGAUCUCUGUGGGCAGUGGUGGAAGCUCCAUCUCCAAUGGUGGGACCUCCAGUGGUAGAACUUCCGUGGCCAAUGGUGGGACCUCCAGUGGUAGAACCUCCGUGGCCAAUGGUGGGAUCUCCAGUGGUGGAAGCUCCGUGGCCAAUGGUAGAACUUCCAUCUCCAACGGUGGGAUCUCCAAUGGUGGCAUUUCCCUGGCCGAUGGUGGGAUCUCCAGUGGUGGAACCUCCAUGGCCAGUGGUGGAACCUCCAUCUCCAGUGGUAGAACCUCCAUGGCCAGUGGUGGAACCUCCAUCUCCAGUGGUAGAACCUCCAUGGCCAGUGGUGGAACCUCCAUCUCCAGUGGUGGAACCUCCAUGGCCAAUGGUGGGAUCUCCAGCGGUGGAAGCUCCAUGGCCAGUGGUGGAAGCUCCAUCUCCAGUGGUGGAACCUCCACGGUCAAUGGUGGAACUUCCAUCUCCAAUGGUGGGAUCUGCAACGGUGGCAUCUCCACGGCCAAUGGUGGGAUCUCCAUGGCCAGUGGUGGAACCUCCAUGGCCGAUGGCAGAAAUUCCAUCUCCAAGGGUGGGAUCUCCAGUGGUGGAACCUCCAUCCCCAAUGGUGGAACCUCCAUCCCCAGUGGUGGGAUCUCCAUCCCCAAUGGUGGGAUCUCCAACAGUGGGGUCUCCAUGGCCGAUGGUGGAACCUCCAUCCCCAAUGGUGGGACUUCUAUCACCAAUGGUGGCAUCUCCGAUGCUGGAACCUCCAUCGCCAAUGGUGGAACCUCCAUCGCCAAUGGUGGAACCUCCAUCACCAAUGGCGGAACCUCCAUCGCCGACGACCCCGUUGGCAUCACCAACGACCCCGUAGGCCUCCCCAACGAUGUCCCCAACGCCACCAAACCCUACCGUUGCGCCGACUGUGGCAAAUCCUUUUCUUGGAGCUCACGUUGGGAACGGCACCGGUGCGCCAACGUCACCGCCAUCACCAAUGGUGGAACCUCCAUCGCCAAUGGUGGAACCUCCAACACCAACGACCCCGUUGGCAUCACCGACGACGUCCCCAACGCCACUAAACCCCGGUGUUGUGGUGAUUGUGGGGUGAUGUUCUCAUGGAGCUCCCAUUGCCGGUGCACCAACGUCACCGCCAUCGCCAGUGGUGGAACCUCCGUCGCCGACGACCCCGCUGGCAUCACCGACGACCCCGUAGGCCUCCCCAGCGACGUCCCCAGCGCCGCCAAACCCUACCGUUGUGCCGACUGUGGCAAAUCCUUUUCUUGGAGCUCCCACUGGGAACGGCACCAACGCAUCCACACCGGCGAGCGGCCGUACCGAUGCGGCGAUUGCGGCAAAAGUUUCGGUCGUACCUCUCACCUCUACAGGCACCAAAGGAGCCACCAAGGGGGUCGACCACAUAUUUGUGGGGUCUGCGGGAGGAGCUUUAACAGCACCCUUCAUUUCUUACGGCACCAAAAGGGGCACCGGCAGAACACGGCGAAGCCGCGACGGCGCGCGGCGGCGAUGGUGAAGGUGCCGGAGGAAGAGUGAUGGAUGGUGGAGGAUUGGGGGUCUUAUGGGGUAUUUUAUGGGGUCUGGAGUGUGUUCAGUGGGGUCUUAUGGGGUUCUAUGGGGUCUUUUGUGGGGUCUUAUGGGGUUCAGUGUGUUUAGUGGGAUCUUAUGGGGUCUUAUGGGGUCUUUUGGGGUUCAGUGUAUUUAGCGGGGUCUUAUGGGGUAUUUUAUGGGGUCCGGUGUGUUCAGUGGGGUCUCAUGGGGUCCUAUGGGGUCUUAUGGGGUCCUGUGGGGUCUUUUGCAGGGUCUUAUGGGGUCCAGUGUGUUUAGUGGGGUCCUACAGGGUCAUAUGGGGUCUUAUGGGGUCCUAUGGGGUCUUAUGGGGUUCAGUGUGCUCAGUGGGGUCUUAUGGGGUCAUAUGGGGUCUUAUGGGGUCCAAUGGGGUCUUAUGGGAUCUUUUGUGGGGUCUUAUGGGGUCUUAUGAGGUCCAGUGCAGCCUUAUGAGGUUUUAUGGGGUCUUUUAUAGGGUCUUAUCGGGUUCAGUGGGGGUUUAUGGAGUCUUUUAUAGGGUCUUUUUGGGAUCCGGUGGGGUGUAUGGGGUUUUUAUAGGGUCCUAUGGGGUCUCAUGAGGUCCAAUAGGAUCUUAUGGGGACUUUUAUAGGGUCUUAUGGGGUCCAAUGGGGUCUUAUGGGAUCUUAUAGGGUCCUAUGGGGACCAAGGGGUUCUGUGGGGCCUUAUAGGAUCUAUGGGGCCUUAUAAGGUUCUAUGGGGCCUUAUAGGGUCUCAUGGGGUCUUAUGCACAGAUUUUGGGACAAAGCCUCAUUUUGGGGACAAAAGGAGCAGUUUUGGGGUUUCCACCCCCCCUUUUUUGGGUAUAAUUCAUCAAUUUUUAGUUAAAACCACAUGUGGGGUUGGACGGGGGGGCUGGAGGGGGGGGGCACCGCUUUUUGGGGCCGAUCAGAGCGAUUUUGGGGCUGUGUUUGUUUGGUGAAUAAAAUAGAGAGUAGCCACCUCCAGCCUCUGUGGUUUUUGGGGUGAAAAAGGGUGGUUUUGGGUCUCUAUAAGCGCAUUAGAGCCCCUGGAUCCCCAAUCCUAUAGGGCUGCCCCAUAACAGACCCCAUAAGUGCGUCCCCCAUAUCCCUGCUACCGUAGGGCCACCCCAUACAUCUGUGCCCCUAUAGGGCCACCCCAUAUCCACACCCCUAUAGGGCCGCCCCAUAGCAGACCCCAUAAAUGCCUCCCUCAUCCUCCCCAUAUCCCCUCCCUAAUAGGGCCGCCCUUAUAGGGCUGCCCCAUAUCCCUGCCCCUAAUAGGGCCGCCCAAUGCAGACCCCAUAAAUGCAUCCCCCAUAUCUCUGCCGUUAUAGGGCCACCCCAUACAUCCCCACCUCAAUAGGGCCACCCCAUAUCCCCACCCCUAUAGGGCCGCCCCAUAGCAGACCCCAUAAAUGCGUCCCCCACAUCUCUGCCAUUAUAGGACCGCCCCAUAUCCCCGCCCCUAUCGAACCGCCCCAUAUCCCCGCCCUUAUAGGGCCGCCCCACACCGCCAGGGGGCGGCGGAGGAAGAGGAGGAUAAUGGGGCGGGGGAGGAAGGAGACGCUCGGCCCUAUAUCCGGGGCGGUGCUUCUUUGGGGGUCUUUGGGGC